AGAGAAUUUCCCAAAAAGAAAAAGUAGAUGGCGACGUCGAAGCUUCAAGCACUCUGGAACCACCCGGCGGGACCUAAGACAAUUCAUUUCUGGGCUCCAACUUUCAAAUGGGGUUUAAGCAUUGCUAACAUUGCAGAUUUCCAGAAACCUCCAGAGAAUAUUUCAUACCUUCAGCAAAUUGGUAUAUACACACAUUGUGCUGUGACAUGUACUGGAAUGAUUUGGUGUCGUUGUAGCACUGUAAUCACUCCUAAAAACUGGAAUUUGUUCAGUGUUAAUGUUGCUAUGGCAGCGACAGGAGUAUACCAACUUUCUCGUAAAAUAAAGUAUGAUUAUGUAACUGAAGGAGAGGCUGCUGCUGAAAAUGAAUGAUGAUGAAAAAUUUGUGAAAGCUUUCUGAUGAAAAGGUUCUUUCGCAAGUGUCUUGUAACGACAUUUCUUUUCCAAAUCAACAUAUGCCAAUGUUUGAUUUUUAUUAGACAGUGAAUGAUAAGAGUCACAUGCUUGAUAAAUAAUAAAUCAACAUGUUCUCCAAAGAUAUAUCAAUGUGUCUUCGUCUCGAGUCUGAGUAAAUUAUGAUUGAACAAUUGGGGAAUAUGAUUGAUUGUUGUGGAAUUUCAAUAAGGUUUAAGCUGUUUCAAUUGCUA
Molecule: messenger RNA, 647 nt
Organism: Brassica oleracea var. oleracea
Lineage: Eukaryota; Viridiplantae; Streptophyta; Magnoliopsida; Brassicales; Brassicaceae
Product: mitochondrial pyruvate carrier 2
Exons: 5
Coding region: 28-372 (114 amino acids)
Biological process (GO): pyruvate import into mitochondria
Cellular component (GO): mitochondrial inner membrane
Source: RefSeq, a predicted model, not a curated record